GCCAGUAGAGACUGUACCGCGAGGCGCGCUUCACGCCCGUAGCGCCGACGCGGACUCCGCGAAUAUCGUAGCAAGUAGCAACUAAAUGACAAUAAAAUAAAAAUAAACUUUUUAAUUUUAAAUAAAGACUAUUGCAUAUAAGUUUAGGAACUUUAAAAAAAUAAAAUAUGAUGAUGGCCAGUGCGAAACUCGUGAGGGAGUGCAGUUCGGAGCUGAGCUCGGACGUCCGGUCGCUGUCUCUGGCGUCGUCCACGGAGGAGCAGGACUCCAUCACCACGGAGUCCGAGUACUCCGAGGAGGAGAAGGAGUACGAGCUCGAUGAUCUCCAGAUACUCAAAACCAUUGGUACUGGCACAUUCGGUCGCGUCUGCCUGUGUCGAGACAAAGCCGCAGACGAGUACUUGGCGAUGAAAAUUUUGUCCAUGGCUGAUGUCAUCCGACUGAAACAAGUCGAUCACGUCAUGAACGAGAAAAGUAUUCUAGCAGAAAUUAAUCAUCCCUUUAUAGUCAAUCUCCGAUGGUGGACCCACGACGACUCCUGCCUCUACAUGUUGUUCGACUACGUCUGCGGCGGAGAACUCUUCUCCUACCUAAGGAACGCCGGUCGGUUCAGCAACAGCAUUGGUAACUUCUAUGCCGCAGAAAUAGUAUCAGCCCUGGAGUACCUACACGCGCGAAGUAUCGUCUACAGAGAUUUGAAGCCUGAAAACUUGCUCCUAGCCAAAGACGGCCACUUGAAAAUAACAGAUUUUGGUUUCGCGAAGAAGCUGACAGAUCGCACUUGGACAUUAUGUGGAACACCAGAGUACCUCGCACCAGAAAUUAUACAGAGUAAAGGACACAACAAAGCAGUCGACUGGUGGGCACUUGGUGUGCUUAUAUAUGAAAUGUUGGUCGGCUACCCGCCCUUCUACGACGACAACCCCUUUGGCAUUUACGAGAAGAUUCUCAACGGGAGAGUAGACUGGCCGCGACACCUGGACCCCAUCGCCAAGGACAUCAUCAAGAAGUUGCUGGUCCAAGACCGGACGAAGAGGCUCGGGAAUAUGAAGUGUGGCUCGGAAGACGUGAAGCGGCACAGAUGGUUCAAACACAUAGACUGGGCCGACGUUUUCUUGAAAAAAUUGCAGCCGCCGAUCAUCCCGUCUGUGUCGUAUGAGGGCGACACAUCGAACUUCGACGAGUAUCCCGAGACCGACUGGAAGGCGGUCCGCUCCCUGGACCCCGACGAGCUCAAACUCUUCGCCAACUUCUGACCACCUUCCGUCUCGACGAGGCUUUAAACUGUCGUUCAGGGUGUUUGUGGUUCUGUUGUUUAGAACUUAUUUGUGUCAAACCAAAGUCAACCCUGAUUUAAGCUGAUAAUUUCCUGAAGCUACCUGUACAUAGUUCCACGAGUGUACAUUUAAUCAUAAUUAUUUGUAGUAUGUAGUUUGUUAUCACUUAUCAUUAAUUAAGUAUUGUUUAACCAUUGUUAACCUGCUCACCGCUUUGUGUACUUCGAUGAAUUCGGUUUGUAUAGUUCUGGAGUAGAGCAAAAUGUUUUAAAUAGAUUUAAAUUAUUGUUUAGAUUUAGACGGUCCUGUAAAAUGUUAGACUAAUGUUGUGAUGAUAGAAUACGUCCACGUCCAAAGUGGUCCUAAGUAUUUAUUUAGUUGUAAGAAGCACUAUUUUUGUAUGUCUACAAUUAUAAUAAUAAUGUAGCAGUAGCUUUUGUCACUGAGUCAUAAUUUAUCCUUAAUCUUAUAUUAGUAUGUAGGUAACCUACUGUAUAGUAUACUACUGUAAACAUAAUAACUUUAAGUAUUUUCUAAGCUUUCAUAUGCAGAAGAGGUAUUAAAAUAUAGUAAGUAUAUUACUAAUACUUCGACAUUUUUAAUUUGUUAGUACACAAGUAAGUCUGUGAUCUCUUGUAGGGAGUGUAGAAGAAUAAAUUAUUCGAUGACAA
Molecule: messenger RNA, 1948 nt
Organism: Aricia agestis (brown argus)
Lineage: Eukaryota; Metazoa; Arthropoda; Insecta; Lepidoptera; Lycaenidae
Gene: Pka-C3
Product: cAMP-dependent protein kinase catalytic subunit 3
Exons: 7
Coding region: 168-1256 (362 amino acids)
Biological process (GO): protein phosphorylation
Molecular function (GO): ATP binding; protein serine/threonine kinase activity
Source: RefSeq, a predicted model, not a curated record